AUGGCUUUGUCGACGCCCGAUUCAAAUCGCCUGAAACUCAACGCCGGUCCAGGAAUCUCACGUAAGGUGCGAAUUGUUGGAAAAAUUCGAGGAUUUACCGAUCAGGAAUCUGCAAUUCCCGGCGGAGAUUCGAAGCCGUGGGUCACUGUUUCCCGGUCGCAAGAGAACGGCUCUGAUUCGUCUGGAAAAGUUACAAUCUCAUUCGGAGAUGAAGGGAGUAGCCGUAAAGAUGUAUAUGAAUUAGAUAAUUGCUAUGAACAAGACGAUGAUAAUAGUAUAGUAUUCUCAAGAGAGGUAAAACCACUGAUAUCAGAAGUUCUAAGUGGUCGAAAUGCAUCCAUUAUUGCAUAUGGGGCAAGAGGCAGUGGAAAAACCCACACAAUCCAGGGUUCUGUGGACAAACAAGGUUUGGCAGCAAUGGCAAUAGCUGAGAUCCUUUCGCAAACAAAGGAUGUAGAGAAAGCGGUAGUGGUCUUCGUUUCCUUUUAUGAGGUGUUCCAGGAUCAUGUCUAUGAUCUUUUGGAUCCUAAUCAUCCUGAAGUUCAAGUUCUUGAAGAUUCUCAAGGAAAAAUAAAGCUCAAAGGAUUGUCUAAGGCCACUGUGGAUUCUAUUUCACACUUUCAUGAUCUAUGCGCUUGUUGGACCGCACCAUGCUAUUCAGCACAAAAGACACCACUCCAAAUGCCCAAAAGGAGUCAUAAAGGUUUACUGAUACGUAUAGCAUCUGCCGAUGACAUCCAGGGUAGUAAAUGUCCCAAUGUGAUGAACUUUGUGGAUUUGGCAGGCUAUGAGGAUUCCAGAAGAAGUAGUAAACAUGGAAUUUCACUUACUGAAAGUACUAGAAUAAACAAAUCUUUGUAUGCCAUUAUGAAUGUGGUGUAUGCUCUGAACACAAAUGAAAAGCGUGUGCCUUAUCGAGAAGGCAAACUCACUCGGAUGCUGCAGGAAUCUCUUGGAGGCUCCAAUCAUGUUUUGUUGCUUACCUGCUUGAAUCCAAUUCCUUGCCAAGAUACUCUUUAUGUAGCAAGUUUGGCUUCACGAUCUUGUCAAAGCACUGGCCAGAUUUUGACAAGCUCUGCAAUGAAAAGUAAAAAGCACACUAAUCAACAAGUACAACUAAUGGGUACCCUGUUGUCUGGGAAAAAGAACAACUCUGCUAGCAAUUUAACAGGAAGGAAAUUAUUCAGUGAGAGAAAAGCUGUCAUCUCUAAGCAGGAUGAAGUCACCUCAGCUACAAAGUUUAAGCCUCGAUCAAAAAAUGCUUCAACCAUCACAUCUUCCUUCCAUAAAAAGACUUCUCAAGAUAAGUCCGAUUCAGAUAGUUCUGGAGCCUUGAUAUUAUCAGCAGAAAAUAUUCAGGAAAUCCCAAGUGCUUUCAAGGAAACAAUCUGCGAUAAAAAUAUAGAGAAGGAUGCCUCUCCACCAAAUAAAGCAACAGAUUUAGAAGUUACUCCCGAUGUUCUUUGUGAUGUCAAAGAAAUAAUUUCUUUUCCAGAUGAUGGUACUGUUGGUAUAGAGAAGAAAAAUGAAGACAUGAGCAUAGACAAAGUUGGAUCACCACCACUAAGUGCAAGACUUAGAGAAAUAACAAAUAAUUUAAGGUUGUUGGAGGCUUCAACUCCUUUGCAUGUACUGAUGCCAAAGCAGUCGGAUGUAUCCCAUGGAAACCUUGAUAGUUGUGACAUUAUAGAACCUAAAACCCCAAAAACUGAAACUGAUGUGAGAACUUUGGAGAUUGUCAAGUACAGUAGUCCUUGGGAGAAAUUUCAUACCCGCAGUUCUGGAGUAAAGAAUUGUCUUGUCCAAGAAUAUCUGAAUUUCUUAAAUACUGCCAGCAAGGAAGAGUUAACAAGGAUUAAGGGAAUUGGAGAAAAGAGAGCAACUUACAUUCUUGAACUUCGUGAAGAAUCUCCUGAACCUUUUAAGAGGCUGGAAGAUUUGCAAGAAGUUGGUCUCUCGGCGAAGGAGGUAAAUGGCUUGAUGAGAAGAAUGGCAGGACAGCUUUUCAUCUAGAUUGUAAACAAUAUUCUUUUGAUGGCAACUUAUAGUUGCCAGCAAUUCC
Solanum verrucosum is the source of this 2062-nucleotide messenger RNA. RefSeq names its product kinesin-like protein KIN-10C. Lineage: Eukaryota; Viridiplantae; Streptophyta; Magnoliopsida; Solanales; Solanaceae. The record is from RefSeq and is a predicted model, not a curated record. The transcript has 17 exons. Gene Ontology annotation, molecular function: microtubule binding; ATP binding; microtubule motor activity. Bases 1 to 2013 code for a protein of 670 amino acids. Gene Ontology annotation, biological process: mitotic spindle organization; microtubule-based movement.